AGCCGUCGCGGGGAAGACCAUGUUGCUUCCGAACAUCCUGCUCACGGGUACACCAGGAGUUGGAAAAACCACAUUAGGCAAAGAACUUGCAACAAGAUCAGGACUGAAAUACGUUAAUGUGGGUGAUUUAGCUCGAGAAGUCUGAUCACCGGAUAUCAUGGAGUCUGGCAAGAUGGCUUCUCCCAAGAGCAUGCCGAAAGAUGCACAGAUGAUGGCACAAAUCCUGAAGGAUAUGGGGAUUACAGAAUAUGAGCCAAGAGUUAUAAAUCAGAUGUUGGAGUUUGCCUUCCGAUAUGUGACCACAAUUUUAGAUGAUGCAAAAAUUUAUUCAAGCCAUGCUAAGAAAGCCACUGUUGAUGCAGAUGAUGUGCGAUUGGCAAUCCAGUGUCGUGCUGACCAGUCUUUUACCUCUCCUCCCCCAAGAGAUUUUUUACUAGAUAUUGCAAGGCAAAGAAAUCAAACCCCUUUGCCAUUGAUCAAGCCAUAUUCAGGCCCUAGAUUGCCACCUGACAGGUACUGUUUGACUGCUCCAAACUAUAGACUUAAGUCUUUACAAAAAAAGGCAUCUACUUCUGCAGGAAGAAUAACAGUUCCAAGGUUAAGUGUUGGUUCAGUUACUAGCAGACCAAGUACUCCUACACUUGGUACACCAACCCCACAAACCAUGGCUGUUUCAACUAAAGUAGGGACUCCAAUGUCCCUUACAGGGCAAAGGUUUACAGUGCAAAUGCCUACUUCACAGGCCCCAGCUGUAAAGGCAUCAAUUCCUGCAACAUCAGCAGUUCAAAAUGUUCUUAUUAAUCCAUCAUUAAUCGGUUCCAAAAACAUUCUUAUUACCACAAAUAUGGUAUCAUCACAAAAUACUGCCAAUGAAUCAUCAAAUGCAAUGAAAAGAAAACGUGAAGAUGAUGAUGAUGAUGAUGAUGAUGAUGAUGAUGACUAUGAUAAUUUGUAAUCUAGCCUUGGUGCUUGUAAUAUGUAUACUUGAUCUUGAAUCCAUUGUAUUGAGAUUAAACAUUGCAUGCUGGAUGUUUUUGAGUUCUGUUGUAGAAAACCUAAAAAGUAAUAAGUAAAUAGAGUUAAUAUACCUUUCAAUUAAGAUGUUGAAUUUUCUUUCAUAGGAUUAUUAAUGGUUUUUCAUCAGCCUUUAAGUGUAAAAAAAUAAAAGUUUUCAUUCAUCAGUUUGACUUUUGGUACUUUGGCAGUUAUGUUUUUAGAAGCAAUUUUACCCUCAUGACCAGUGGGACUAACAGUUACAACAACUGUUGUUUCUAUUCAUUAAUGCUAGAAUGUCAACUUUUUGUAUCAUCAGAUGUUUAGAGGAUAGUAUGGUCUCUGGUGUAUAGCUCACUGAAGUUCUGUUAGAUUAUUGAUGUCUAACCACGUUAGACAUCAUGUUUGUAAAGACUUUAGACCUUUAUAUAGUGUAUCCUUACAUUUGAACUUUCCUCCUCAGUUGCCCAACUUUUAUUAGAUCCCACUCUUUUGAUUGUUUUUAAGGAUCCUUGAUGUAUCUCCUAGUGUCUCCUCACUUAAAAGUUAAAAAAAAAAAAAUUUCCAUUAUCCUUUUUGCCAGGUCAAUUUUGUGCAUCUUUU
Condylura cristata (star-nosed mole) is the source of this 1596-nucleotide messenger RNA. It is a transcript of the gene TAF9, whose product is annotated as TAF9 RNA polymerase II, TATA box binding protein (TBP)-associated factor, 32kDa. Lineage: Eukaryota; Metazoa; Chordata; Mammalia; Eulipotyphla; Talpidae. The transcript is spliced from 3 exons. Gene Ontology annotation, molecular function: protein heterodimerization activity; RNA polymerase II general transcription initiation factor activity; transcription coactivator activity. Bases 158 to 955 code for a protein of 265 amino acids. The record is from RefSeq and is a predicted model, not a curated record. Gene Ontology annotation, cellular component: transcription factor TFTC complex; transcription factor TFIID complex; SAGA complex. Gene Ontology annotation, biological process: DNA-templated transcription initiation; RNA polymerase II preinitiation complex assembly.